This is a messenger RNA of Colossoma macropomum (tambaqui), 1719 nucleotides long. RefSeq names its product metallophosphoesterase domain containing 2a (gene mpped2a). The record is from RefSeq and is a predicted model, not a curated record. Bases 681 to 1565 code for a protein of 294 amino acids. NCBI's taxonomy places the organism in Eukaryota, Metazoa, Chordata, Actinopteri, Characiformes, Serrasalmidae. The transcript is spliced from 7 exons. Gene Ontology annotation, molecular function: hydrolase activity.
UGCUGCACCAUUUAAGGUGGAACGGACAAUUCAAAUAAGGAGCCAACUUGAGCCUCGCACCGGCUCUUCGGUGAACCUGUAGACGCCUCUCAGGCGAGAAAACUCGGCCAAGCACCCACAGAUGGGUCGUGACUUCCCCCGUUCCCCCUCCGGGCGUUUAUACCUGAGAGCGGGAGCGGGGGCUCUUCCUACCCAACCUAAAGCCACCCAGCCACGCGUGCCUGUCAGCGAAGCCCUGCUGGACCUCUCGUUUUAGUUUUCCUUUCUUUUUUCGUUCCAACGAGCGGAAACGAACAGUUGCUGAGUGAAAAUAUGUCUACUAUGUUUUCAAGGGGAUAUAGAGCUUUAUUUAGUGUUUUCAAAGCUGUUUUUACAGAGCGUUCCCCGGGCUUUUUCUCCGCGAGAGGAGCCUAAUGAGUCCCCGCGUACCUGAAAGCGAAGCUCCGGCGGCUCGUUUUCCUCCUGCUCGCCUGUUUUAGUGGACUGGGGCGACCGAUGGCGGUACGAGAAGAUGUACGAGAUGUUUAUGAGGCGAAACGGAGCAUUUCAGCCCCACCGUGUCGCUUUUUUGAGGUUCUUGUUGUGGGUUCUGUUUGGGUUCUCGUGGCGGUUCUGAAGGAUGAGUGUGUGUCCGGCUCCAGCACGCUGGUGAAGUUUCUUGUGUGUGAUUUGGAGUAAGGAUGGCCCACAGGAUGCCGACGCAGGGCAAAGUGACCAUCACGGUGGAUGAGUACAGCUCCAACCCCACGCAGGCCUUCACCCACUACAACAUCAACCAGAGCCGCUUCCAGCCGCCGCAUGUCCACAUGGUGGACCCUAUCCCGUAUGACACUCCGAAGCCCAGCGGCCACACGCGGUUUGUAUGCGUGUCGGACACUCAUUCUCGGACAGAUGGUGUGCAGAUGCCAUACGGAGACGUGCUGCUCCAUACGGGAGACUUCACGGAGCUUGGCCUGCCCUCAGAGGUCAAAAAGUUCAACGACUGGUUAGGGAGUUUGCCGUACGAGUUUAAGGUGGUCAUCGCGGGAAACCACGAGCUGACCUUCGAUAAGGACUUCAUGUCUGAGCUGGUGAAGCAGGAUUAUUACCGCUUCCCCUCCGUCUCCAAACUCAAACCCGAGGACUUUGACAAUGUUCAGUCUCUCCUCACGAACUGUAUUUACCUGCAGGACUCGGACGUCACCGUCAAGGGCUUUCAGAUAUACGGCACGCCGUGGACCCCUUGGUUUAAUGGGUGGGGUUUUAAUCUGCCCCGCGGUCAGUCUCUGCUGGAUAAGUGGAACUUGAUUCCUGAGGGCAUCGACAUCCUCAUGACCCACGGACCCCCCCUUGGCUUCCGUGACUGGGUUCCUAAAGAGCUGCAGCGUGUGGGCUGUGUGGAGCUGCUGAACACAGUGCAGAGACGAGUACGGCCAAAACUACACGCCUUCGGAGGAAUUCACGAAGGCUACGGCAUUAUGACAGAUGGGUACACGACAUUCAUCAACGCCUCGACCUGCACGGUCAGCUUUCAGCCCACGAACCCCCCCAUCGUCUUCGACCUGCCGAACCCCCCCAGCUCCUGAGAUGUUUAUUUCACAGUGAUAUUAUAAUAAUAGUAAUUAUGUUGAGUGUUUCUUUACAAAUGAAAUUUUUGUAAACUGUUCAGUGGAAGUGGAAAAAAUUCAGUGGGUGAAAAGUGUUGGGUGGGAUGAAGAUCGUUAAACAAAAAAAAAAAAA